Messenger RNA from Nothobranchius furzeri (turquoise killifish), 571 nucleotides. Its product is annotated as histone H3. Gene Ontology annotation, molecular function: DNA binding; structural constituent of chromatin; protein heterodimerization activity. Lineage: Eukaryota; Metazoa; Chordata; Actinopteri; Cyprinodontiformes; Nothobranchiidae. The record is from RefSeq and is a predicted model, not a curated record. Gene Ontology annotation, cellular component: nucleosome.
UCGGCUCGUUCAGAUUAUAUUUUCUUCAGUCCCAAACUGAUAAACCAUUAAUAAUGGCUAGAACCAAGCAGACCGCUCGCAAAUCUACCGGUGGCAAAGCCCCCAGGAAGCAGCUGGCCACCAAGGCAGCCAGGAAGAGCGCUCCGGCUACCGGCGGUGUGAAGAAGCCUCACCGUUACAGGCCCGGUACCGUGGCUCUCCGAGAGAUCCGUCGUUAUCAGAAAUCCACCGAGCUGCUCAUCCGCAAAUUGCCCUUCCAGCGCCUGGUCAGAGAAAUCGCUCAAGACUUCAAGACCGACCUGCGCUUCCAGAGCUCCGCCGUCAUGGCUCUGCAGGAGGCCAGCGAGGCUUACCUGGUGGGUCUGUUCGAGGACACCAACCUGUGCGCCAUCCACGCUAAGCGGGUCACCAUCAUGCCUAAAGACAUCCAGCUGGCCCGCCGCAUCCGUGGAGAGCGAGCAUAAAGUCUUCCAGCUCCAACAUCACCACAACGGCUCUUUUAAGAGCCACUUACUGCUUCAUCAGAGGGCUUGUUAUUGUCUUGUUAAAAUUUGUACAAGUCGCGCUAGUA